GGAUGGCAAGCACUGGGACCUGCAAUAGCUUUCACAGUCGUGUCGACCUGCGUCGUCGCGCUGAGAUGGUUCACACGGUGUGGGCUCCUACGGUGCGUGGGUUUGGACGAUAUGGUCAUUCUACUAUCCAUGGUCUUGUCAUGGGGCAUGUGCAUCGUCAUCGGUAUUGCCGUCCACGAGGGUGUAGGCCGCCUCUCGGAGAGCGAGGCUCAACUGAUCACCAUCGCUAAACUCGUUGUGGCCGACAACAACUUAUGGGCGCUUACAGUCAAUACUACCAAGGCUUCCAUACUAAUGCAGUAUCUGCGCAUCUUCAGUGGGAGAGUAACACGAGCACUCUGCUUGCUGUUACUCUUCUGCUUGCUGCCCGCCGUGCUUUGGGCAGUGCUAGGUGGAACAUUGCUCUGCUCACCUACGGCUCGACUGUGGAACCCGUCGAUAUCCGGCCAUUGUAUGUCAGCGGAGCGCUACUGGCUGUCGGUGGCGGGGACGGACAUCAGUCUUGACUUCCUAGUCCUGCUCUUACCAUUACCGGCAAUCGUGUCUUUACAUUUGCCGCGGAAGCAGAGGAUGAGCUUAGUCCUCGUCUUCAUGCUAGGCUUCUUCGUCUGCGGCGUGUCUAUUGCACGCCUAGCGACGGUCAUUACGACUUCGGCGGAAGGCAAGUUCGUACAAUCGGGCGUGUGGGCCAUCAUCUGGAGCGUCGUCGAAGCAAACGUUGGCAUAAUCUGCGCAUGUCUCCUGGCCCUCAGACCGCUGGUUGCGCACCUCUUCCCAAGCUUG
Molecule: messenger RNA, 783 nt
Organism: Baudoinia panamericana UAMH 10762
Lineage: Eukaryota; Fungi; Ascomycota; Dothideomycetes; Mycosphaerellales; Teratosphaeriaceae
Exons: 2
Source: RefSeq, a predicted model, not a curated record